Oreochromis niloticus (Nile tilapia) is the source of this 2798-nucleotide messenger RNA. It is a transcript of the gene syk, whose product is annotated as spleen tyrosine kinase. Gene Ontology annotation, biological process: protein phosphorylation; intracellular signal transduction. Lineage: Eukaryota; Metazoa; Chordata; Actinopteri; Cichliformes; Cichlidae. The coding region runs from base 478 to 2328 and encodes 616 amino acids. The transcript is spliced from 16 exons. The record is from RefSeq and is a predicted model, not a curated record. Gene Ontology annotation, molecular function: non-membrane spanning protein tyrosine kinase activity; ATP binding. Gene Ontology annotation, cellular component: cytoplasm.
GAAGCUCCGGAAGCUCAUAUUCUGCAUCUGUAAAUAUUUCAAAGCAGUAAGGAUGCUACUGAUGAGCUCCGAGGAUACCACAUUUGUGUCCACAGAUCACCAUCAAAUUUAUCCAGCAUAGUAAUGUUAAAAUUAUAGGCGACCAAACAGAAUAAGAGCAAUGGGGUGACUGAUGGAUAAGAUAAACGGAGUGUGCUCCAGAGGAUACAGAAGUAACAAAAUAAGGGAAAUUUUGUGGAGAAUACUGACAAGAGUCAUAGUAAGAACACUUGUACGGAGCUGACUGAAUUUAAGAUGACCUGUUCAUGUAUUGCUCAGAGUGUUGGAAGUUGAUAUACUGAAGGGCUGAAAAACUCAACUGGGCUCUGAAGCUGAACAGUGGAACUAGUUUACAACAAUAUCUACAGUGAAUUUCAUCCUAGUGGAAGAAGUUUGUGAAGGGACUUCCUUAAAGGGAGCCACUCACCAAAAGCCAGUAUGGCUGAUAAUGUAAAUUCAUUGCCAUUCUUUUAUGGCAAUAUUACUAGGGAAGAGGCAGAGGACUACCUGCGGCAGACAGGUCUAAGCAAUGGCCUGUACCUCCUACGGCAAAGCCGAAACUAUCUUGGAGGCUUUGCACUGUCUGUGUCAAAUGCAGGCCGUUAUUACCACUACACAAUUGAAAGACAACCCAAUGACACGUAUGCUAUUGCUGGUGGUAAGAGCUACAGAAAUCCCGUUGAUGUGAUCGACUACCAUUCCCAAGAAACAGACGGUCUUGUGUGUCUACUGAAGAGGCCUUGUAACAGGCCCAAGAACAUGCAGCCGAAAGUUGGGCCGUUUGAGGACCUGAAGGAAAAACUCAUACGGGAGUAUGUAAAGCAGACCUGGAACCUGCAGGGGGCAGCUUUGGAGCAGGCCAUCAUCAGCCAGCGACCUCAGCUGGAGAAGCUCAUCGCUACCACUGCUCAUGAAAGAAUGCCCUGGUUUCAUGGAACAAUAACACGAGAAGACUCUGAGCCCAGGCUUCAAAGUGGCCCGCGUGCAAAUGGAAAGUUUCUGAUUCGGCAGAGAGAUGCGAAUGGAUCCUAUGCUCUGUGUUUACUGCAUGAAGGACAAGUCAUGCAUUAUCGUAUUGACAAGGACUCGGCUGGCAAGCUCUCCAUUCCAGAGGGCAAGAAAUUUGACACCUUGUGGCAGCUGGUGGAGCACUACUCAUACAAACCAGAUGGUCUUUUGCGAGUGCUAACAGAGCCCUGUCCAAGGCCUGAUGGAGAUAUUGGGCUGAUAGGACGGCCUCUUCUUCCACCGGGCCAUCCUAGAUUUGUUGCUACCAUUGGAAGUGCGGCAGAAAAAAUAAUCGGCAAGAUCAACAUACCUGGCAUAACAAAGCAGGGCCGAUCAUCUCGUACCAGAUCUACAGGUUGCUCCAAUCCUUAUGAAACUAGGAUACCCGGUAAAGAGGCCAUGCCAAUGGACACAGAGGUAUAUGAGAGUCCUUAUGCAGAUCCAGAUGAACUGCGGAGUUCUACAGUGGAUCGCUCACAUCUUUUCUUGGAGGAUGGAGAACUGGGCUCUGGGAAUUUUGGUACCGUCAUGAAAGGCACCUACAAGAUGAGAAAGACAGAGAAGACAGUUGCAGUCAAAAUCUUGAAGAAUGAUGAUAACAACCAGUCAGUACGUGACGAAAUGCUGCGGGAAGCCAAUGUAAUGCAGCAGCUGGACAAUCCGUAUAUUGUCCGGAUGAUUGGUAUCUGUGAAGCAGAGAACCUCAUGCUAGUUAUGGAGCUGGCUGAGCUGGGACCCCUCCACAAGUUCCUGCAGAAAAAUAAGCAAACGACCAUAAAGAAUAUCACAGAGCUGGUCCAUCAGGUGUCUAUGGGGAUGAAGUACCUGGAAGAGCAUAACUUUGUCCACAGGGACCUUGCUGCAAGGAAUGUACUGCUGGUCACACAGCACUAUGCCAAGAUCAGUGACUUUGGCCUCUCUAAAGCUGUUGCUGAGGAUCAAAACUACUACAAGGCUAAAGGUCAUGGGAAGUGGCCAGUGAAAUGGUACGCGCCUGAAUGUAUAAACUACUUCAAAUUCUCAUCCAAAAGUGAUGUGUGGAGCUUCGGGGUGCUCAUGUGGGAGGCUUACUCCUAUGGCCAGAAGCCAUACAAGGGAAUGAAAGGAAAUGAUGUCCUGCAGAUGAUUGAAAGUGGUAAGCGUAUGGACUCCCCAGAGAAGUGUCCACUGGAGAUGUAUGAGCUCAUGAAGACCUGCUGGACAUAUAAGGCAAAUGAGAGGCCUGGAUUUAAUAUUGUUGAGCCAAGACUACGAGAGUAUUACUACGACAUUGCACAGUGAUUGCUCACUUGAAUGUUAUGAGACUAUGCAAACUAGUGGCUGAUGAUGAAAAUUAGCUUUUACACGUAUUGGUUAAGAGAUUGUUAUGGAUAAUAAAUGCUGUAAAAUAUAGACUUUAACUGGAAUAUAUUCUCUUUUAAUAUAAACUCUGAUUAUGCAAAUAUAAUUCCUAUUACAUUUAUUUGUUCUUGAAUGUAAGCCAUAUGAAAAUGAUAAUAAACUGUUACAAGUCUAUCUUAUUUCAUGAGCAACCACUGAUGUUAUACCUAAAAACUACAUAACUUACUGUUUUCCUAUAAGCUUCCUAAUAUCAGGGCAUUAUCUGUUUUAAUGUAGUUUGAUCACAUUGUCAUUGUAAUGAAACAUAUAAACAUACAAUCCGAUCUUGUUUAAGCAUCUUCAGCACUCUGAGUUUCUGUACUUGCAUAAACAAUUCUAAGAUGAAUAAAUUAUAUUCAUGUGCCUUCAAA